Pseudophryne corroboree (corroboree frog) is the source of this 1521-nucleotide messenger RNA. It is a transcript of the gene OXNAD1, whose product is annotated as oxidoreductase NAD binding domain containing 1. Lineage: Eukaryota; Metazoa; Chordata; Amphibia; Anura; Myobatrachidae. The transcript has 9 exons. Gene Ontology annotation, cellular component: mitochondrion. Gene Ontology annotation, molecular function: oxidoreductase activity. The coding region runs from base 120 to 1223 and encodes 367 amino acids. The record is from RefSeq and is a predicted model, not a curated record.
CUGACGCUAUGUGUGGCAUGGCGUCACACACCCGGAAGUCACCGAUGUCCUCCAGUCAUAGAGCCGGCAUGUGAUGUUACACAAGCUGGCUGCUGCUGCUGCUGCUGCUGCUAGUGCUGAUGUGCGGGGCUCCCGGAGGUCAGAAUCAUGGUCAUAGCGGGUCUCAUAGGUGGAGCAAUGAGGAUUUUACCACUGCUGCUACUCUCUGUCUGAGCGAUAACCUUCUGUCCAAUACCACUACCAAGUUACCCAGAAGUCUCAAGUGCCGCACCCGAGCCAUGGCUCUUGCUGUGGUUUCUGCCUCUUGUCAAGUGCUCAGAGGGACUACUGGAAUUUUCACUAGUCAGUCGGCCUCACUGCUGUGGAGGGCCCCUGCUUUGUGCGCUUGUACCCUGAAUAGACGGAAAAUGACGUCGCAAAGAAAAACAGACCAUUUGGAGAGAACCGCAAACACAUUUAGACAAGAGAUUAUAUCUCCUGCAAAGGUCUGUGGGCUCACCAAUGAGUCUGCCACUGUGAAGAGAGUCCGCCUUGCUGUGGAGAACAGUGAAUUUACAUUUAAAGCGGGACAAUGGGUAGAUUUCUUUGUCCCUGGAGUUUCUGUAGUCGGUGGUUUCUCAAUCUGCUCUAGUCCUGGGCUCCUGGAAAGAGAAAGGGUCCUGGAACUUGCUGUGAAAAACAACUUGCAUCCUCCGGCUCACUGGAUUCACUCCCAGUGUGCUCUUGGCUCAGAGGUAGCGCUGCGAGUUGGGGGAGAGUUUUUCUUUGAUCCUCAAGAAUCUGACUCUCCGGUGAAUCUGGUCUUAAUAGCUGGUGGAGUUGGAAUCAAUCCAUUGUUUUCAAUUCUCUUACAUGUAGCUGACCUUCACAAGACGUUGGAGACAACAGGCAAAGGUUUCCAAAUGGGGAGCGUUAAGCUCUAUUAUAGUGCCAAGAACACUAGCGAGUUGUUGUUCAAGAAAAACAUUCUCAAUUUGAUGCAGAGUUUUCCUGGAAAAGUAACAUGCAAUUUUCAUGUCACGCAACAGAGUUCACCAGUCUGUCCAGAGCUUCAGCCGUUUAUCACUGAGGGAAGAAUCUCCGAAAAUCAUCUGGCAAAUAAUGUUUCUAGUGAUCAUCUGUGUUACAUAUGUGGACCACCUCCUAUGAUAGAGUCCAUGUGCAAACAACUUGAAGACCUCCUUGUGCCCAGAGAACAGAUUUUCUUUGAGAAGUGGUGGUAGUAAAGAUAUUUAGACAAGAGCCAGUUCCUCUUUACAGGAUAUAGUGACACCCAGCUACUGCAUGCAACUACUCUGUUCUCAAGGACAAAUGCGGACACAAAAGAACCGAACCGGAGCCGUGGAAAAAGCACAGUUAGCUAAGAAAUAUUUGUCACUCCGUGAUUUUAAUUGCAGUGAGAUUGGAUGUCCGCUACAGAUCAAGAAAAAAACAAAAGGAGAUAAAUCUGGAAUAUUUUACAUACAAUUCACCAAUUGUUGUCUUUUAUUUAAAUCUAUAUUGUAAGGUUGUGUACUGAAA